This is a messenger RNA of Balaenoptera acutorostrata (minke whale), 4859 nucleotides long. It is a transcript of the gene IL1RAP, whose product is annotated as interleukin 1 receptor accessory protein. Gene Ontology annotation, molecular function: interleukin-1 receptor binding; interleukin-1 receptor activity. Gene Ontology annotation, biological process: signal transduction. NCBI's taxonomy places the organism in Eukaryota, Metazoa, Chordata, Mammalia, Artiodactyla, Balaenopteridae. The record is from RefSeq and is a predicted model, not a curated record. The transcript has 11 exons. The coding region runs from base 191 to 1897 and encodes 568 amino acids.
GCAGGGGAGGAGCCCCAAAGGGGGAAAAAAGAAAGUGCGGCGGAAAGUAAGAGGCUCGUUGCGGGAAGACUGGCCGGAUCCGGGUCCCCGCGACUCUGCUUUGCCCAAGCGCACCGAAAGACGCGGUGCUGGGCGAUCCUGCACCCAUCCCCGCCGCCUUCGCUGCGCCCGCUCUGCCUCCCAAGAAAGGAUGGGACUUCUGUGGUGUGUAAUGAGUCUCUACUUCUAUGGGAUCCUGCAAAGUGAUGCCUCAGAACGCUGUGAUGACUGGGGACUAGAUACCAUGAGGCAGAUCCAAGUGUAUGAAGAUGAGCCAGCUCGUAUCAAGUGCCCACUCUUUGAACACUUCUUGAAAUAUAACUACAGUACAGCCCAUUCAGCAGGCCUUACUCUGAUCUGGUAUUGGACAAGGCAGGACCGGGACCUUGAGGAGCCGAUUAACUUCCGCCUCCCUGAGAACCGCAUUAGUAAGGAGAAAGAUGUGCUCUGGUUCCGGCCCACACUCCUCAAUGACACAGGCAACUAUACCUGCAUGUUAAGGAACACUACAUAUUGCAGCAAAGUUGCAUUUCCUCUGGAAGUGGUUCAAAAAGAUAGCUGCUUCAAUUCUCCCAUGAAACUUCCAGUGCAUAGAUUAUAUUUAGAAUAUGGUGUUCAGAAGAUCACUUGUCCAAACAUAGAUGGAUUUUUUCCUUCUAGUGUCAAGCCAACCAUCACUUGGUAUAUGGGCUGUUAUAAAGUACACAACUUUAAUAAUGUAAUACCCGAAGGCAUGAACUUGAGUUUUAUCAUAGCCAUGGUUUCAAAUAAUGGAGAUUACACAUGUGUUGUUACAUAUCCAGAAAAUGGACGUACCUUCCAUCUCACCAGGACUCAGACUGUAAAGGUGGUAGGCUCUCCAAACGAUGCAUUGCCUCCCCAUUUCUAUUCACCCACUGAUCUUGUGGUCUACGAGAAAGAACCGGGAGAGGAGCUACUCAUCCCCUGUAAAGUCUUUUUUACUUUCCUGAAGGACUCUCGCAAUGAGGUUUGGUGGACCAUUGAUGGAAAAAAGCCAGAGGACACCAAUAUUGACGUAGCUGUUAAUGAAAGUGUAACUCUGAGUAUGACAGAAGACGAGACAAGAACUCAGCUUCUGAGCGUCAAGAAAGUUACUGCUGAGGAUCUCAAGCGCAACUAUGUCUGUCAUGCCAGAAAUGCCAAAGGGGAGGUUGACAAACCAGCCAAGGUGAAACAGAAAGCUCCAAGGUACACAGUGGAACUGGCAUGUGGUUUUGGAGCCACAGUCCUACUGGUGGUGAUUCUCAUUGUUGUUUACCAUGUUUACUGGCUAGAGAUGGUCCUAUUUUACCGGGCUCAUUUUGGAACGGAUGAAACCAUUUUAGAUGGGAAGGAAUAUGAUAUUUAUGUAUCCUAUGCAAGGAAUGCUGAAGAAGAAGAAUUUGUAUUACUGACCCUCCGUGGAGUCUUGGAGAAUGAAUUUGGAUACAAGCUGUGCAUCUUUGACCGAGACAGUCUACCUGGGGGAAUUGUCACAGAUGAGACCUUGAGCUUCAUUCAGAAAAGCAGACGCCUCCUGGUUGUCCUAAGCCCCAACUACGUGCUCCAGGGAACCCAAGCCCUCCUGGAGCUCAAGGCUGGCCUAGAAAACAUGGCCUCUCGGGGCAACAUCAACGUCAUUUUAGUACAGUACAAAGCUGUGAAGGAGACGAAGGUGAAAGAGCUGAAGAGGGCUAAGACGGUGCUCACAGUCAUUAAAUGGAAAGGGGAGAAGUCCAAGUAUCCGCAGGGCAGAUUUUGGAAGCAGCUGCAGGUGGCCAUGCCAGUGAAGAAAAUUUCCAGGUGGUCUAGAAGUGGCGAGCAGGGUCUCUCCUAUUCAUCCUUGAAAAAUGUAUGAAAGGGCCAAUGAAAGGGGUAAAAAGAUCCAAGGGUACUCCAGGAAGGAAGAAUCCCCCCUUCUUUAUUCCCAAUUUAUUGCUUCAUGGACAGAAAAAAAUUCUAUGGAAGCCUCCCCAUAGAGAUAAAUUCAGGGUGACUGUAGAAAGAGCUGUUCUGCUUCCUCAGGCAAUAGUAAGGCUUAGAACGCUAGUGCCACCGCCUGUCACCAGCGUCUGAUGUUACUAUGUUCUUUGCAGACAAAGACCUGGUUAAUGCGAAUUUCCCCUUCUGCAUCCUCCAUCCCUGCUCCUACUCAUCUCUAUCUUCUCUCUCUCUCUCUCUCUCUCUCUCUCUCUCUCUCUCUUUUGAAAUAAUCUUAACAUUAUGGGGCAGGCUUUGCUGUGGAUUUAAAGACCCCUUAAAGAUGAGUCAUCUGUUAACAGAGUCAUUAUGAGUUUCCAAGUAUAGUUUUCUUUUUCUUUUAUUUUUACUCAUCCAUUAAAAAGAUAAUCAGGGCCUAAAUUUAUUUUAGCUAAGGAUUAAAACUCUUUUGCUCAUCCAGCUGUACCAGACACCCUCCUAGCAAGACUGACACCACUUAGGACGAUACAAAGCAGAGUAACUGAAAAUGUUCCUUAGACAGUAAUUGGUUUAAAGGGCUUGCCUGAAUUGUCUCCUACUAUGCAACCCAUGUCCUCUAUCUCAGGUAAUUGAUAUCAUAUUUGUCAACUUGAAAAAUGUAUAGUAAUUUUUAUUAAACUCCCGAUUAUCUGUAGGUUGACCCAUAUUUAUCAUUCCAUCUCCCUACCUACUGCAUCUUGUGUCAGUCGUUGGGAGUUUGCAGGUGGUUCCUCACUUGGUUCAGUCGGAUAGGAAGCUUCUUUUAAUGGUGCUAAUAUCAAGUAAAAUAACAGGAAAAAGCUUUUAGGGCAUUUUCUGUCUUAUGAGAAAAGCACAGAACAGGGUGUUUGUCAAUUUGUCUUUUAAUCUCAACCUUGCUAAUGUGAAUAUUAGGAAAGUAAUUUCUCAUUUGUUUCUGUCUCCCUAUUGUAAAGUGUGAAAUUUAGACUUAGUGACCUUGAGAGUGCUUUUAGCAUGAAUAUUCUAAGAGCAUUAACUGGACCCCAAGCAUUUUUCAUAUUUUAUUCACUGGUACAGUUAAUACACUCACUCCAAACAAGUCAGUCUGAAUAGUCACUGUUAAUGAAACGUGUUUUAGUUUGUUUUAAGUAAAGUUUUACUGUUCUUAAGACUUGGAAAAGUGAAAACUAAGUCCAGAGUUUACAGAGUGGUGAAUAUCUAUGUUACAUAUAGAGUUUUUAAAAUAUAUGUAUGUAUAUACACACAAGAAUUAUAUAUGUAUAUAUAUUGCAUAUAUAUACACAUGAAUUACAUAUAUAUACAUAUAUACAUACAUGAAUUGUAUAUGUUAUAUAUAUAAAUAUAUAUAUAUAUACACAUACUCACACUAUAUAUACACAUACAGACAUAUGACUUUAAAUAGUCAUUGGCACAAUAUAAUGAAUUACUGGAACUCUUAUCCAGUUUUUAAAUUACCUUCUUUACUGUAAUAUUUUUGUGUCAGUGUUUUCUGUACAUUAAUAUUUGUGAAUUUACAGCUCACAGAGUGAUAGUUGUUGUUAGCUCUUGCUCUCCCUGAAUUAGUAUAAAUAACUUACUACUGCCACAGUUGAUCUGGGUGCAGCGGAAUCUCUUGUGCACAGAGCUUCCAUGGUCACUGCUAAGCAGUAGUCAACCCUCUGGCAUUAACUGAUCAUCUACUAUGUUCUGAGCACACACUCUUAGAAACUAAGCUAUAUUAAUCUUAGUGCUCAACUACUGGAGAGAUAAAUCUCUAUUUGGACUGUUAAGUAAUACAGGAAAAGAAAAUAAAAAGACCUAUAAAUGAGGCUGGGUAUCCUAUGAAAAAUGAGAAUUCAUAAUUUAAGGAGAUCCUUAUCUUAGUAGUAUGAAUGUUGAUAAGCAAUUCUAAAACUAUCUACUACAUUUGUGUCCUCCUGAGGUAUUAAAGUCUAUUUAAUAAAUCAUUUUUCUACAGAGGAGUUAAUGAUUAUUUUAAAUUUAAAAAAACCUUCAUGAAUCAUUGACCAUAAACCUAUGGUAUGGGGUCACUCUUGGAUCUAACUUUUUUAGCCUUAUUUAUGCUCCUCUAUUAGAAACCACAAUUACUCCUCUUAUUAACCCUUCACUCACAAGACCAGAGGAGAGCUGGCUUCAGAUAAGAUUUGAAUAUCAAUUCUAGGAUGAAUUUUAGGUAAAUGAAGGACAGCCCCAUUACCAAGGGGCUGUUCUCUUGCCAAUGCUGCAUUCUUUUUGCACUUUUGGAUUUUAUAUUUACCCCAAAUGCUGUUUGGUACCCCUAGAAACUUCUUCAUACUUCUUGUCCUAUUUAUAUUCCUGUAUUUGGUACUGAAAUUUUCCAAAUGCUAAAAUCUAAAGCAACUCAAAUCUAAAUGAUAUGUCUCAUCUUAAGAUAAUUUUCUUUCAAGAUUUUUUGUUUUAUGUCCCAGAAGAUACCCAAUACAGAUUAUCUGAGGGAGAUGGAGAAACAUAAUUUGGAGAACAAGAAGAAAUCGCUCUCUAAUGUUAAAAAUAAAAGUAUCUAAUGUUAAAAAGAAAAACCUUAAUGGUUUUAGAUAUACAAUAUAAAGAUCUUCUGCACCCAAGUUAACAAAAAAACAUGAUAUAUAGAGUGUCUAAUUACACAGUCAUAUAAAAUUAUUUAAUAUUUUUCUGCAUUGUAAUUUAGAUGAUUCCCUAGGAGUCUAAUAAACAAGGACUUCAUUGUAUUGGGGAACAAAAGCAUUACUCCAGUUGUUAAUUAUCUAUUUUCUUUCCAUAGGUUUUCAUAUAUUAAGGUUAUCUUUUUUAUUUUAUUCAUAAACUUUUGUAUUUUCCAUUUUCCAAUGAUUUGUAAAUUUGUUUAUUUUAAAAAUAAACCAUUUAUUUUAAGCUUUGAA